This is a messenger RNA of Botrytis porri, 1443 nucleotides long. RefSeq lists its product as uncharacterized. NCBI's taxonomy places the organism in Eukaryota, Fungi, Ascomycota, Leotiomycetes, Helotiales, Sclerotiniaceae. The transcript is spliced from 2 exons. The coding region runs from base 877 to 1443 and encodes 188 amino acids. The record is from RefSeq and is a predicted model, not a curated record.
UCUCACUUGGAGAGUUCACUGACAUUAUGGUGGUCUUCAUUCAAUGGUCCUCACAUCUUACACUUUGCGGAACAGACCAGAGAAUUGAGAGCCGCAAUUCUGAUGGUUCUACAUGGAUAACAUGCUCGUAUCAGUUGAGAUACAUUGAUGAAGAGAAGCUACCAGAUAUCUAAUUAUCGGUCUUUAUUUUCCAAUGCGUACUCAAAAAACGUCGGACAGUAUUCUAUACUCAAAUGUCGGCCUACAGAUUGGCGGUAUCUACUGAUGUAUUAUUCUGAGCUCGACUGCAGUUAUUUUGGCGGUCUUGUGUAUUGUUCAGCCCUCCUGUCAUCAGCAGUAUUGGGGCGUUGAGUUGACCAAUCAACGUACCUUUUGAGUUGACCCCAAAUGGUUAGUACGAACUAAGGUUACAUCAACUAUUCAAGGACCACCAUUGUCCAGAAAUUGCAUGUUCGAGGCACGCCAGCAAACUUGAGAGACUCGAGCCUCGACAUAAUUCGAUUCAGUUUUGACAUUCUCUGGUGCGAUUGGAAUUCAUGAUUUCUCUCACUAUCGGUCCUAACUUCUCAUGUUCGUAAGAGAUAUAAAGAACCAAACUCUAGAGAGCGGUCGUUAGAAUCUCCUCUCAUUCUUGUAUUUGGUACACGGAAUCAUGCAUUAGCUUUGAAUAGAUUCUUGAAGAGAGAAAGGCUUAAAACCUGCCCCCCAAGGAGCUCCAGCAGAGGGGAACAUUACCAAAUUCAAUUCUCCAACGGAUUAACACCCUACUGGAAAUAUAUCCUUUUUUCUUGACUUCUAUAACUCAUUCCAAGCCGACAUCUCGCCUCGAAUUUAGGUCAUUCAACGUGGGAUCUUCAAGUGACGUACAAUUACUAGAUGAAGAUUUCUGGCAAUCUUGAGUUCUACCGAAAAAUUCUAGAUUUUGAGAACGACACCGGCAAACAUGAAUUGAUACUCGGAAAUCUCGAUCGUUCACAGCAAAGGGCAAUUCAUUCAAUUGCUGAUAGUAGGAACUUGAACUAUGAACAUCGUCAUGGUUAUGUGAGAGUCUUGCGUAAUUGUGCUACCAAUUGGAACAUCGAGGUUAUGAUCGAAAACUCUGGUGCGGAGCUCAUCGAUUACCAUGAACCAAUCGACUCCGGAAGACCCCUGGACGAACAAUCCCACUCCGAACUCGAUCUCUUUGGCUCUAAUACAGAAGUAGAGCCAUUGCUUCAAUUUUUUAGUGUGCCCAUUUCCACUGGAAUUGCCCAGGACAAUGUCGCGUCGGAAGGCUUACCGUUAGCACAACCCGAAACUGGCUCGCAAUUAGAUAUGCCCGAGUAUGAAUCUGUGGUAAUUCAUCAGCUAUCAACGGAAUCGAAAUGGACUUCAAUACACAUGUCGGCGAAGAAGUUACUUUCGCUGCAAAUUUCGGCACACCAGGAUCUCCUCGGACAAUAG